Messenger RNA from Dreissena polymorpha, 1615 nucleotides. Its product is annotated as phosphate carrier protein, mitochondrial-like. Gene Ontology annotation, cellular component: mitochondrial inner membrane. NCBI's taxonomy places the organism in Eukaryota, Metazoa, Mollusca, Bivalvia, Myida, Dreissenidae. Gene Ontology annotation, molecular function: phosphate transmembrane transporter activity. The transcript is spliced from 7 exons. Gene Ontology annotation, biological process: mitochondrial phosphate ion transmembrane transport. The coding region runs from base 133 to 1146 and encodes 337 amino acids. The record is from RefSeq and is a predicted model, not a curated record.
AAAAAUCGGUAUUUAAAUUUACCCAUUAUUUGCUGCGACACUGAACAUUUCGUCACGACGAGCGUUAACCAAUCAGAUUUACUGUUACCGGUCUUUCACUCGAUCAACACGCCGCUGCAGCAGAGGGCGAAAAUGACAGAGGCGACGGAAAAUUCUACCAAACACGGACCUCUGUCAAAUUUCUUCGUAAAGCGGCUUCAAUGCGCUGGCGGGUCAUCAGAGUACAGCUGUGAAUUUGGCUCAGCUAAAUACUUUGCACUCUGUGGAGUUGGAGGUGUGCUCAGUUGUGGACUUACCCAUACCCUAGUGGUCCCGCUUGAUCUGGUCAAAUGCAGAAUCCAGGUGGAUCCAGCAAAAUACAAGAGCCUCGUUCAUGGGUUCAAAGUCUCCAUAGCUGAAGGAGGUGUUCGUGGACUCAGCCUAGGAUGGGCACCAACAUUAAUUGGCUAUUCCGCGCAGGGGCUCUGUAAAUUUGGUUUUUACGAGGUCUUCAAGAAUUUGUAUGCCAAUCUCCUGGGAGAGGAAAAGGCCUACCAGUUUAGAACCGCCCUGUACCUGGCUGCUAGUGCUUCAGCAGAAUUCUUUGCGGAUAUCGCUCUGUGCCCCAUGGAGUCCGUGAAAGUGAGAAUCCAGACUAAGCCUGGCUGGAGCACUACACUGCGUGAGGGAUUCCCUAGAAUCAAGGGAGAGGAAGGCUGGAAUGGCUUCUUCAAGGGUAUUGUGCCACUUUGGAGCCGACAGAUUCCCUACACUAUGAUGAAGUUUGCCUGCUUUGAGAGGACAGUCGAGGCACUGUACAAGUUCGUUGUGCCAAAACCGAGGGCGGAAUGCAACAAGGCUGAACAACUCAUGGUGACCUUUGUUGCUGGCUACAUUGCUGGUGUAUUCUGUGCCAUAGUGUCACACCCUGCAGAUGUCAUCGUUUCCAAACUGAACCAGAACGCCGGAAGCAACUUUGUGGAUAUUGCCAAAUCCCUUGGUUUUAUGGGCAUGUGGAAGGGUCUGAUGCCCAGGAUCAUCAUGAUUGGUACCCUGACAGCCCUGCAGUGGUUCAUCUACGACAGUUUCAAGGUUGCCACUGGUCUGCCCCGCCCACCUCCCCCUGCCAUGCCAGAGUCACUCAAGAAGAAACUGGGACUCGCUUAACAACAUGAGCACCAUAGGAAACAAAUAGUGGAUAAAACAUUUAUGAAAGGAAAUUUUUAAGGAAAAUAAGAAGUUUGCAUUACUUUUAGGGACCAUAUAAAAUGCUCGUUUGCUGCUGACAUAUCUUGUAGUUGUAUUUAUUAUCAUUAGAUAACCAAGAUUGACUAGAACUUUUUUGUGUGUUUUCUUGACAGUGGCAUUUUUUGUGAUACACGUUUGCUUGUUUAAAAUAUUUAUUGGCUUUGGAAUUUGUGAUUUUGAACUAACCAUUAAAAACAUAUACAUUUUGACAUUUUGUUAUAUAUUAAAUUGAAACACUAUAGGUUGGUAUUUCUUUGCAUCAUAAAGUUUAAACCACAUAGUUUUGAAAAUAUGUUUGUAAACAUUGAAACAGCAAUGCAAUUUCUUUAAACAAUGGCUAUUAUGUUGUUACACAAUCAAAAAAACUAAUAAAAUGUUUGUAUAUAUU